AUGGUACCAAGAGUACAGAUGGUACAGAGCGUACAGAUUGUUCAAGUGGUACAGACGCUUCAGACCCUUGAGACACUACAGACCCUAAAGAUGGUACGGAUGGUACAGACAAUAAAGAAUCUGCAGAUCCUACAAACUCUACAGAAGGUAUCGAUGGUACAGUCGUUGGUACGGAUUGUACAGACGAUACAGAAUCUUCAGACCCUACAGACUCUACAGAAGGUAUUGAUGGUACAGUUGGUACAGAGUAAAGAUUCCGCAGACGGUCGAGAUGCUACCGAGGGUACAGAUGGUACAGUUGGUACGGAUGGUACAGAACGUACAGAUUUCUCAAGUGGUACAGACGCUCUAGACCCUUUAGACACUACAGACCCUACAGAUAGUGCGGAUGGAACAGACGAUACAGAAUCUGCAGACCCACAGAGUCUACUGAAGGGAUCGAUUGUACAGUUGGUACAGAAUAAAGAAGCCACAGACGGUCGAGAUUGA
Protopolystoma xenopodis is the source of this 489-nucleotide messenger RNA. The record is from the annotation of a GenBank genome assembly. NCBI's taxonomy places the organism in Eukaryota, Metazoa, Platyhelminthes, Monogenea, Polystomatidea, Polystomatidae.